UCAGAUUUCUCACAGGAACAGCCACUUCACUAGAAGCAGAAGCACAUUGCAGUUAGCCAGUGAGGAAAGAUUUUUAGUUUUUUCUCUUUGGUAGGGAUCUGAGGGAUCCACAGAGAAGCGUACUAACAUUCAUUUUGGAUAUUUUAUUUUCUGACUGUCACAAUGUCCAGAGUUGCCAAUCUGUCGAAGCUGCGGCAAGAGAGGAUGAGGGAGAUCAACCAGCGGAAUAAAGAGAGAGAGCACAUGAGGGAGCGAGAGAAGGUGGCAAGAGAGAGGGAGGCACGUUACAGCAAUGGUCACCUCUUCACGUCAUUGACAGUGUCAGGAACCACACUCUGUUCAGCAUGCAACAAGAGUAUUACUGCCAAGGAGGCGCUCAGCUGCCCCACCUGCAAUGUCACUAUCCACAACCGCUGUCGAGACACUUUGCCAAACUGUGCCAAAAUGAAACAAAGGCAGCAGAAGACUAUCCCAAUGAGGAAUAACUCCUUGCAGAAUGUUACACUGCGCACAAAAACUCCUGGAAUGCGCGAGCGUCCCAGUUCAGCCAUCUACCCUUCGGACAGCUUCCGACAGUCCCUGCUGGGAUCUCGCCGUGGUCGCUCCACCCUAUCCCUGUCCAAGAGUGUCUCCACAAACAACAUUGCAGGGACCCUGAAUGACGACUCUCCCCUGGGACUGCGCAGGAUCCUUUCCCAGUCCACAGACUCCCUGAGCUUCAGGACCAGAGCUAUGUCAGUGGAGUCUCUCAAUGAUGACGGAGAUAACUACUACACUUCAGUGUUGGAGGAGUUGGAACUCGAGGGCCAGGACUUCAAGGCGGACUCAUGGAGCAUGGCUGUGGACAACAAUUACUUGCAGACACACCGCAAAAACGUCAUCAAGAGGCAGGAUGUCAUCUAUGAGUUGAUUCAGACUGAGCUGCACCACAUGCGAACGCUGCGUAUCAUGGAAAGGGUGUUCCGGCAAGGCAUGCUGGAGGAGCUUCAGCUAGACCCGUGCACCGUGCAUGCCAUGUUCCCCUGCCUGGACCAGCUGAUCAGGAUACAUUCCAAUUUCCUGGCAAAGCUUCUCAUGCGGCACAACAGCAGCCUGCAGUCUGGAUCCAGCCGCAACUUCACCAUUCACCAGCUGGGGGACAUACUGCUGGAGCAGUUUUCAGACCAGUGUGCAGACGACAUGCGAAAGACCUACGCUGAGUUCUGCAGCCGCCACUUGAAGGCUGUCAAAUUGUACAAAGAACUGCUGGCCAGAGACAAAAAGUUCCAGUGCUUCAUACGGCGGAUGAGUCGUGGACCCUUGCUACGUUGCCAUGGUGUUCAGGAGUGCAUCUUGUUGGUGACUCAGCGGAUCUCCAAGUAUCCUGUCAUUGUUCAGCGCAUUCUGGAAAAUACCACUGAUGAUGCAGAAGAAGCCUCCUUUCUUGCCCAGGCUCUCUCCAUGGUCAGAGAACUUCUUAGUUCAAUAGACCAACAGAUGGAGGACCUGGAGCAAACACAGCGGCUGCAAGAGAUCCAGGCCAAGCUGGACCAGCGGUCCGAGGCCAAAGUAAGGGGUGGAGGACUGUUCAAGCCUGGAGAGCUGUCCCGCCGGAGACUUGUCCAUGAAGGGACCCUUUUCUGGAAAACCCCGGGAUCCCGGCCCAAAGAUACACAGGUCUUAUUGAUGACAGACAUCCUGGUGUUUCUGCAGGAGAAAGACCAAAAAUACAUCUUUCCAUGUCUGGACAAGUCUCCAGUACUGUCUCUUCAGAACCUGAUAGUGAGGGAUAUAGCCAACCAGGAGCGUGGGAUGUUCCUCAUCAGCGACUCCUCUCCUCCUGAGAUGUACGAGUUCCAUGCUGCCACCAAGGAGGAGAAGAACAUCUGGAUACGCCACAUCCAGCGCACCGUCAGCAGGUGCCCAUCGAGAGAGGAGUUCCCCCUCAUAGAGACUGAACACAAGGCUCAUCUUAGGAGACUCAAAGCUGAGCUGCAGCAGAAGGACCGGGAGAUGCUGGAGCUCCUACAGGAGAGGGUGAUUCUGUUCUGUGAGCUGGCAGAGAUGACGAGUGGUCACGAGGGCCUGCAACCUCCCAUCACUCGCUAUCUGUUCAGGGCAGACACCGCCCAAGCGCCGCGCGCUGAGAAACUGCUGCUGGACGCCACGACCGAGGUGGACAGGUUGAGUGAGCUCCUGCUGGGUUCCAGCGUGGACAUCCCUCUCCCAUGGCAGCACAACCACAUGGAGGUGGUAGAAACCAGUGAUCAGGAUCUGUCGCUCAAUGGAGCACAGGAUUUCUUUGCGGCAAAGAAGAUCUACCAGAGGCUGGUGAAUCUCAGUGUUUAUCUCCAUGCACUUCAGGGUGCUGUCAUCAAACAAGACUCCAUUUUGGAGCUGCUACUGCAGCCCCAGGAUACCGUGGCACCAGCUGCAGGAGGAGUAUGGCGUCCUUUCUGGAAAGAUGGUGGAAAUCGGGAGGCCAAUCCAGGGUCCACCAUUGGGGAACUGGCUCUUUUGCAGAGACAACACAGCCUGUUGCAGGAGGAGCUGCUGAGGCUGCGGGAUGCCGAGAGCAGGUUCAAGGACAGUGAGAGAGCCCGGGCAAAGCUAGAAAAGCAUGUCCGAAACAUGAAGGUCUGCAGCGGGAACACACCUGGCUCCCAGCAGCAAGUGGAGCAGGAUUCUCAACCUGCAUCUCUGCAGCCAGGAAAGGAGGACUCACCCAGAGCUGACACCCUGUGGUCCAGCCAGCAACCAGCUCACCGAUCAGAUGGCCUUCAGGACGGCAGUGAUUUGGAGGUGGACAUGACGUCAGAUGAUGAUGGGACGGCAUCUGAAAGCUCCAAAGAUCUUCAAGAUAUUCCAGAAGAGAUCUGAUCCUCGGCACGUUUCACAUUACUCAGCCUAUAGCCAUAGCCAUGGGCGUUUUAUGAGGGUCUCACCCCCCCCCACCACCACCACACACACACACACACACACACACACACACACACACACACACAAACACACACACUUUUUCGUCAAUAAUGCAUCAAGAGCAUCAAUCUUUCCACACACACUAUGAUUCUAGGCAUCCUUAUGAAAUCCAUUCCGCUUGCUAAUUAAGAGAAUGCUCAAAUCAAUGAAACUCCAUUUCACAUUUCCACUGCCACCUUGCACCCAGAUUCACACACAUACACAGAGUGCCACAGUUUAAGAGCCAGAGGGGCAGAGAAGGACAAAGGUGGACUACUGUACACAAUGUUUCCGUAAGUUAUUACAACUCACUCUAACGCUGCUUUCUCCCUUUUUGACUCGUGCCCGUGGACAGAUUUAAGUUGGGAAUGCACCCAGGACGCUUUCAAGACGCAUUGAGAUCCCGUCACUCAGACUCUAGGCCACGUGUGUUCUUACACCAGUGAGAACUAGAAUGUGUCCAGGGCCACAUUAGGCAUACUCAACCGCGAGCGAAACUAUGUACUCAUUCAAAGUAUUUCUCAUGUUACAGAAAGCACUGAGAGUGAGUUGUGUUUUGGAUGUUAUAAUCAGAAUGUUGGGGAUGUGUGGCUGUUUUUGUUCCUCUGCUGCCUGAUCUCAUAUCCCCAGCUGUCUGGAGAUCUGUGCAGUGCGGUUGUAUAGAAAAGGCAGUCAUUGUUAUACAAUAACCUUCUUUUAAGCUUCAUAAAACUUCUCAAAGACCGCAAGAGCAACAUUAACAUUUUGGCACCUAACAAAAAGCACCCAGAUAUUAUUAUAUUAUAUAUAACAUCCACUAACUAUAGAACUAUUUCACCUAUUCUCCAGCCCCACAGACAGAACCAGAACUAAACACAAUCAACCCAUAAACCAACUACACAGGCCUUUGUCCUUUAUACACAUCAAAUGAUAAUGUAUCCAAUAAACUGAAACAUUACUUAAAUACUGAAAUGAAGGAUUAAGUAGACACAAACACCCUAACCCCUGACCCUGACCUUGGUAUUGGGAACAGGGUGAGUGAGAGUGUGACUUGGCGCAAAAUGCUUUCUUCUGAGGGUAAGUAGCAAAUGUAGUCUACCCAUCAUUCUUCUCAGGCUAGUAUAGCCAGAGAAAAGUACCAAACCACCUGACAUCUGCUCAGUUAGAACCUUUCUGCCCAUGGCUAUAGUUGAUUCUGAUAUGAAGUGAUUGACUCCAAUGUGCAUGCCUAUCUUUUCUGCCGGUCUUAAUAUUUAUUGGCUGCUUUGCUUCUAAGUAGAUAACCUUUAACAGUAAGCUGUUUUAUUUCUGUGUCAGGCUUUGGAUUGAUGAUUUCAUUCCAUCAAGGGUUUGGAUGACUGAUGGAUAAGCUAAUAUUGAACUCUAUUACAGUUAAUCUUAAGAUUUGACAAAAUUAUUAUUAGGACUAACGGUAAGAUCACACUUUUUUUUUCCUUCUCAUUUUUAUGUUAAAAAAUAACUGAAAUUAAAUGAAUGUAAAACAAGUCAGGGUGAUUGUUUCCUCCCAAAAUAUCAGGGAAUGUUAAUUUAUUUAUUGUAAAAAUAACAAUACUAUAAUAAUAAUAAUAAUAAUACAGAAAUUAAAUUUUAAAAAUAGGAUUUGCACCUUUGUAGUUUAAACAUUGGUGUCAUUCAAUCCCGUUUAACAUACAAAGUAGUAGUGUAGUCCUUUACUGUAAACAGGCGUUGCACAGCAUGAAGCAGCACUUUAAGCCACACUGCUCCUCUUUAAUAUUUAUAAAAACAAAAACAAAACAAAAAAUAAGUUUCUAUUCUAUAAAAAUCUAUUUAAUAAAACAAACUGUACUACAAUACUAGAAACAUGCAUACCAAGCACAAUAUACUGCAAUAAAUCCUGCUCCUACGAUGCUUAUCCUCCUAAUAAUACGUAACAUUGGCUGUGUCAGUCAGAAGUCUAAAACGAUUCCUAAGUUCUUUGUCUUGAAAUAUUUUACACUUAAGAAUAAAAGCAUGGCUGAGGUCUGGAUUCCUCCAUCACUGUGGGUAAAACCAACUCUCCUGGGUCCCCAACGCAAAUUUACGAAUCCUACUAUGGACACGCCAAGACCUGCCCUUCAAUAGAAUUCACACACUACUAUUGGCCAGAUGUCCAUGCCUACAUGUACAGAUCCUGUCCCCUGUCCAAUCAGCCUAUCCUAACCUUAACCACUCGAGCUGUCAAUGCCUAACCCCAACCAAUUGAGUGAUAUUGAAGGGCAGAUCUUGGCCAUAGUAGGAUUCGUAAUUGCUGUCCCCAACCUGCCUCCUAACCAGGACUCAUCUACUUCCUCGCCUUUCUUCUUGCUAUGCUACGUCAUAACUACUACAGCAACUGGAGGGCGCUGUCACUAAAAACGUUAACUGAGUUGUAAUUGCUGCUUGAAAAAAGGGCUUACUUUAUGUGGGUGGUUUUCAGGAGAGGGCAGUGUCGCCGAAAUACAUCCUGAACAGAGUUCUGGGAAAUCCUAAGCACUGUAUAGGGACUUUAAAGUUUUGGUAAAGAAUCAGUAGUCUGUUUGGUUGUUUUGCAUGUUUUCAAACCUACCCUCUCCUUUUUCUUACUUCUUUAAUAGAAACAAGCUUUGAGCUUAAUUGUGUUUUUAUUAUAUUUAACUCUUUUUAUGAUAUGCUAGGACUGGCUGAUGGCAGUCUGUACCGCCAAGAAGGUUGGAACAAACAUACACUCUGUCAAAUGAAUGUCAUAUUAUCUUCAGGAUAUAGCAUGAAUGUGAACUUUCAACAGUUAUCCUCAUAAUAGAGUGUUGUAACUGUAUGUAUUCUUUUCUGCUAAACAUAUUUCAGGCUACAAUCUCA
Etheostoma spectabile (orangethroat darter) is the source of this 5751-nucleotide messenger RNA. RefSeq names its product Rho guanine nucleotide exchange factor (GEF) 2a (gene arhgef2a). Lineage: Eukaryota; Metazoa; Chordata; Actinopteri; Perciformes; Percidae. Gene Ontology annotation, biological process: cell morphogenesis; regulation of Rho protein signal transduction; actin filament organization. Gene Ontology annotation, cellular component: cytoskeleton; ruffle membrane. The coding region runs from base 163 to 2859 and encodes 898 amino acids. The record is from RefSeq and is a predicted model, not a curated record. Gene Ontology annotation, molecular function: guanyl-nucleotide exchange factor activity; microtubule binding. The transcript has 22 exons.